Molecule: messenger RNA, 849 nt
Organism: Hibiscus syriacus
Lineage: Eukaryota; Viridiplantae; Streptophyta; Magnoliopsida; Malvales; Malvaceae
Product: 60S ribosomal protein L18-2-like
Exons: 5
Coding region: 117-680 (187 amino acids)
Biological process (GO): translation
Cellular component (GO): ribosome; cytosolic large ribosomal subunit
Molecular function (GO): structural constituent of ribosome; RNA binding
Source: RefSeq, a predicted model, not a curated record
AACAAAUCCAAACCUCACCAAAUAAAGCCAUUCAAAACCCUAACCCUUCUUUUUCAUUUUCUUACUUAAUUAGUAGCGGCGCCUCCUCCGUUCACGACCACCAUCAAGCUUCAGCAAUGGGAAUCGAUUUAGUCGCAGGAGGUAAGAGCAAGAAGACCAAAAGGACAGCUCCCAAAUCCGAUGAUAUUUACCUCAAGCUUCUCGUCAAGCUUUAUCGUUUCCUUGUAAGAAGAACUGGGAGCAAAUUCAAUGCCGUUAUAUUGAAGCGCUUGUUUAUGAGCAAAGUUAACAAACCUCCACUGUCUCUUUCUAGGCUUGUUCAGUUCAUGAAAGGAAAGGAGGACAAGAUUGCUGUGGUAGUGGGCACAGUGACUGAUGAUAUAAGGGUCUAUGAGAUUCCAGCUUUGAAGGUUACUGCUCUUAGGUUUACCGAGACUGCUAGAGCUAGGAUUGAGAAGGCUGGUGGAGAAUGCUUAACUUUCGAUCAGCUUGCUCUCAGGGCUCCUUUAGGUCAAAACACGGUUCUUCUCAGAGGUCCAAAGAAUGGGCGUGAAGCAGUUAAACACUUUGGCCCAGCUCCUGGUGUGCCUCACAGCCACACUAAGCCUUAUGUGCGCUCAAAGGGACGGAAGUUUGAGAGGGCCAGAGGACGAAGGAACAGCAAGGGAUUUAGGGUUUGAGAUGACUUUGGGCUUUUCAUAUGUUGUUGCAAACCAAAUUUUGCUAUACUUAAGGUUUUCAUGUUAUUUGUUCCCUUGUGUUUGUUUGGAUUGUUUAAUUAUGGAAUGAUUUCUGGUUUGAGUAUGACAUUAUCAAUUGGGAAUAAAUAAGUUGUUUACUUAUGAAAAA